Messenger RNA from Clonostachys rhizophaga, 1010 nucleotides. Lineage: Eukaryota; Fungi; Ascomycota; Sordariomycetes; Hypocreales; Bionectriaceae. The record is from the annotation of a GenBank genome assembly.
AUGGUUUCGGUACAAGAUACCCGUACGCCUAAAUUCUGGAAUAAGAAGAAGGAAGGGAUUUUCGGAAAGAUCGCACAUCGCCUCUCUAAAGACAACUUUAGCGAACUGCUAGGACAGACUCUCCCUAACUUAGCCCGCAUGUUUGAUAAGGAAGCUUUGUAGAGCCUCAAAAACGGUAAUCUAUGGCUUGCCGAGUGGGAUGCAGGCUCAGAAGCGGGCCUUGAGGAGUCAAAAAAGGCCUUUCUCAAAGAUGGCACUACAUUCAUUGAUGUACUAAUUGAGUUCACUGAAUUGAUGCGUGCCGAAAGCCAUCUGGCCGUCUUGCUAAAGAGUUCCGGUACUCGAUUCACCACAAGACUCUUACUAGCAAUUUACGAAGAUUUACCAGAUAUUAAACCUGAAAAGUCUGCCCAGCCAGUCGGAUCAAAACUUCGCGAGUCAUCGGAUGAUAUUCUGAAAGCAAAUGAGAAGCGCAAUAUCCCUCCCGAAAGAGUUUCGGUCCUUCUUGAAAAGAUGACGCUGGGGCAUCCAAGAGUAACGUAUCUCGGGUAAAUAAAGCCCACAAGGCCGGGAGGUAGGUGACGGGGGUUUCUGGGAACACCACGACACCCGAGAUACUAAAAGUUUCUAGUGAUGUGGCUGCAAGAUGCAUCUUUGAGUUGCUGUGGGAGACUGAAUUUGAGAGAUUACCCCACCAAAGCAAGAGAAGCGCGCGUAGAACCGAGACAAGGGACAAGAUCGUGAGCCGCUUCUUCAAGUACCUCGACAAGACUCAAAAGGACCUGGGUAAUAUCAAAAAGGGGCAUAUCUUAUUCCAGCACAAACAGAGGCUUAGGAAGUUUGUCUCACAAGUGGGUUGCCCUACAGACUAUCCUGAAUCGAAAGAUAAUAUCAAUGAGGCUCGCCUCUUCCUGUCGACAACAAUGGGCCAUUUUGCCAAGCUACAGGACCAGUAUCUGGAGAUGCAACUAGAAGUUCGGAGGCUCCGACACUACAUCAGCGCUCUGUAA